CACCCAAGGCCCCUACAAAACCAUUCUUCUUAUAUGUCAUAAACAUGCCAAAUACUCCAAAAACAACUAGUUCUACAAGUAGUAAUUUUUAUUUGACUUACUUAAAACUAAGGUUCUUCACUAAACUCAAACGUUUCCUUCAGAUUAAGGCUAAAUCAAAGGAACAAUUUCAACCGUCUGAUCAUCAGCCAAGUAACGGUUCAGAAAUUUUGAUUGUGAUUGAAGAAAAGGGUAUAAUGGGAAAAGAGAGUGAUAAAGAUAAUGGAUGGAUGAUUUUGCAAAAAUCUGUGAAGAAACUUCACUUUGGGAACUGGGAUGAAAAAGAGGUGGCGGUGAAAGAGAUAAUAAAGUUGGCUAAAGAGGAUUUGAAGAGGCGGAAAUUCAUGGCGGAGCUCGGUGUGAUUCCGCCGCUUGUUGCCAUGAUUCGUGGUUCUGAUCAGGCGGUGUUGCGGCGGCAGAGAUUAGCGGUGCAAGCACUGACCCAACUUGCUAAUGGCUCUUUCACUAACAAGGCUCUGAUGGUAGAAGCAGGAAUCUUAUCAAAAUUACCUCAAAAAGCAGACAACUUAGAUGGAAACACAAGGCAAGAAUUUGCAGAAUUGAUCUUGUCUAUAUCAUUAUUAGCCAACACACAAUUCAAUAUGGAUUCCUCAAGAAUUAUUUCAUUUGUAGUCAGCAUUCUUGAUUCAUCAAAUUCAAGUGUUGAGACUAAAUGUACAUGUCUAGGGACAUUGUACAACAUAUCCUCUGUGUUGGAAAAUUCCGCCAGUUUGGCGACUAAUGGAACAGUGACCACAUUAUUGAGAUUGUCUUCAUUAAAGGAAGUAUCAGAGAAAGCACUUGCCACAUUAGGGAAUCUUGUGGUUACUCUAAUGGGAAAGAAGGCGAUGGAGGAAAGCCCGAUGAUGCCCGAUAGCUUAAUGGAGAUAAUGACAUGGGAAGAGCAACCGAAAUGUCAAGAGUUAUCGGUAUACAUUUUGAUGAUUUUGGCUCACCAAAGUUCUAUUCAAAGAGAGAAAAUGUCUAAGGCUGGUAUUGUUCCAGUACUUCUUGAAGUGGCAUUGUUAGGUAGUUCUUUGGCUCAAAAAAGAGCAUUGAAAUUGUUGCAAUGGUUUAAGGAUGAAAGGCAGAGCAAAAUGGGGCCUCAUUCAGGGCCACAAGUAGGAAGGAUGCCAAUUGAUUCGUCACCAAUGAGUCCAAGAGCUGUUGAUGAAAGCAAGAAACUGAUGAAGAAAAUUGUGAAACAAAGCCUUUAUAAGAAUAUGGAAACAAUUACUAGUAGAGCCAAUGGGGGUGGUGAUUCUUCAAGGUUUAAGUCCUUAGUUGUUAGCUCAAGUUCUAAGAGUUUGCCUUACUAGGAAUAUGGAUCUCUUAAGCAUUUAAUUAAAUUGACCUCAUGAUCUUGCACUACUUGUGCAAUGUUCUACAUGAAUUGUUCAUUUCUUUUGUA
Solanum stenotomum is the source of this 1450-nucleotide messenger RNA. Its product is annotated as U-box domain-containing protein 7. The coding region runs from base 45 to 1358 and encodes 437 amino acids. The record is from RefSeq and is a predicted model, not a curated record. The transcript is spliced from 2 exons. Lineage: Eukaryota; Viridiplantae; Streptophyta; Magnoliopsida; Solanales; Solanaceae.